AUGGCGGCGGCGGCGGCGGCUAUUGCGGCGAGGCUCGGCGCCUGCGGCCGGGCGCUGCUCCUGCGAACGCCUUUGCCCCGCCUCGCCCAGUACAGGACAUGCACGCCGGAGCAGAUGAGAGCCGCCGCAGCCCGCGCCGCGCAAAUCAACAAGACCAAGGAGCAGCUCUUCGACAUGGUCCAUGGCCAUGUUAGCAGCGCCCACGAUGUCCCCCACAAGACGGACCGGCGCUACCUGCUGCUCAUGCAGCUACUCUCCUCACAGAUCAAGCCUAGACCCAAGGACCCUGUCUGGCGUGUCUGCCGACGUACCGAAAGAUGCAAUACUUUCUUCAAAUUUCUGGGGGUGGGUACUUCUGGCAUUUUGGGCGUAAUUGGCAUCCACGCCUUGCUCACACGAGUAGUCCCGCAACCAAAGAAGUUGGUUGCUGACUGGUGGAAUAACGUUACCAGCUGAAUCGACCAUCUUGCCGCGAUCUCUUCAGCAAUAAUAUCAGGCUGAAUAUGUAUAUUUCAGAAUAAAUAUGUAUAUUUCAGCUUUGAGGUUUAUAGUAGUAAUUAGCUAGUGUUAUGGAAGGACGAUCUAUCUUUCAUC
Molecule: messenger RNA, 594 nt
Organism: Triticum dicoccoides
Lineage: Eukaryota; Viridiplantae; Streptophyta; Magnoliopsida; Poales; Poaceae
Exons: 2
Coding region: 1-456 (151 amino acids)
Source: RefSeq, a predicted model, not a curated record